AUGGAAUCGGUUCUCAAAUCCAUAGGUUUCUGCAAGUGCUCCAUUCAAAGCCUUAAGUUGAUUCAAAUUCCAACAGGGAAGGUGGUUCAAGGGAAAUCCGAGUUUGCUGUGUCUGUACUCAAUGAGUGCAGUUGCAAACAAGGAAAUAUUAAAGUCAACUGCAGUGGAUUCCAGACAACUGAAGUGAUCAAUCCUUUACUGUUUAAAAAUGAUGAAUGUGACAGGAAGAAAUGUGUUCUCCUCAAUGGCUUGCCCAUUGGUAUUCAUGAAUCAAUUGACUUCGUAUAUGCAUGGGAUACACAGUUCCCCUUCUCUGUGGUAUAUGCUGAAAAGGCUUGCUAG
Telopea speciosissima is the source of this 342-nucleotide messenger RNA. Its product is annotated as protein TAPETUM DETERMINANT 1-like. Lineage: Eukaryota; Viridiplantae; Streptophyta; Magnoliopsida; Proteales; Proteaceae. Bases 1 to 342 code for a protein of 113 amino acids. The record is from RefSeq and is a predicted model, not a curated record. Gene Ontology annotation, biological process: cell fate determination. The transcript has 2 exons.